Micromonas pusilla CCMP1545 is the source of this 1233-nucleotide messenger RNA. RefSeq lists its product as uncharacterized. Bases 1 to 1233 code for a protein of 410 amino acids. Lineage: Eukaryota; Viridiplantae; Chlorophyta; Mamiellophyceae; Mamiellales; Mamiellaceae. The record is from RefSeq and is a predicted model, not a curated record. The transcript has a single exon.
AUGGCGUGGCAGGAUUCCCACGGGAUCGCGGGGCUCUCCUCCCUGGGGGCGAGCCCGCUCGCGACACCGCGGAGGCCCGUCGGCGUGGACGCCGUGCCCGCGACGCAAGAGCCGUCGUCGACGCCGGCGAACGCGACGUCGCGAAUGUCCUUCGACUCGCAAGGCGGAGGCGGCAAGGCGUCGUCCGCGUCGAGGAUGUCGUUCGAUAACGACCGCGACGACGGCGUGAGUUCGCCGCCGUUCCGGAGCGUCCCCAGAAGCGGCGGAGGCGGCGCGGGGUCGCGCUGGAGCCCGUACGGCUUCGCGGAGCCCGCGGAGCUCGGACCGGGGGGCGCGUCGAUGUCCACGCGGCUGAAACGCCCGCGGUCGUCCAGCCACCUGUCCGACGACGACGUGCAGCCGACGCGACUGUUCGGCGCGUCGCCCGGGACGAAGCGCGCGCUCUCCGAGAUGAUGGCGAAGGAUCUCCAGCGACUGAACGUCUCCCCCGCCGCGGCCGCCGGCGCGGGAGAGCGCGAUUUGCGCGUGCGCGAGCGAAAUUCGUUCGACGGCGGCGCCGCCGCGUCCGCCUCCGCGUGGGCGACGACGCAGCCGCACGCGGUCACCCCCAGGGCGAGCUGGGAAGGAAUCGACGCGGACGCCUCCCCGUGGGCGUCUUCGUUCGGCGUGGUCAGCCCCGGGGCGGCGGCGGCGGCGGACGGUCGCUUGACGACGUGGAACGACGCGUCGCCGAUGAGCACGGAGAAGGACGCGUUCGACGACGCGAACGACGCGGACGCCGCGCCCGGGAGCGUCGUGAGCGUGAUGUCCGUGGACGCGUUCUCGCCGUCGCCUCACUCGAGGCUGGUGCUCCCGGAGUCGAUCGCGCGAAGGAGAUCGGCGCUGUCGCAGCAGUUACGCGAAGCGUCGUGUUUGCCCGAGGGACUGCCGCCGGGGACGGUGGGGUCUUCGCGUGGUUUUUUCGGCGGCGGCGGCGCGGAGAGCCGCGACGCCGCCGCCGCAGGCGCGCCGGCGUUCUUGCCGCCGUCGCCGUCCGGGGAGGUAUCCCCGCGGUCGGAUUUGAGGAAGCAGGCGAUCUUGAAGCGCGUGUCCUUGGCCGCGCACGCGAUGCCGAUGAUGCACGCGACGCCUCGGUUGAUGUUGCCUCCGGCGAUCGGACCCCCUGGAAGGGAGGACGACGACGACGGCGACGACGAAAACGACGUGGACGAGAACAAGAGGAUGAUCGAGUGA